Aureobasidium melanogenum CBS 110374 is the source of this 678-nucleotide messenger RNA. RefSeq lists its product as uncharacterized. The transcript has a single exon. Gene Ontology annotation, molecular function: protein binding. The annotation marks the transcript as partial. Lineage: Eukaryota; Fungi; Ascomycota; Dothideomycetes; Dothideales; Saccotheciaceae. The record is from RefSeq and is a predicted model, not a curated record.
AUGGCCGGCUCAGCUUUCAGAAGACUUACACUAGCAACUCUGCCCACCGAGAUGCUGGGCAGGAUCUUCUGGCUCGUUGAUAGUGCAGAUCUGAUCAACCUGCGCUUGGUCUGCAAACUCAUCUGUGCCACUGCAAACAAGCCAUUCGCCGUACGAAACUUCGAGACUAGGCGCCAUAACGUCACUGAAGACAGCUUCAAAGUCCUCCUCGCGAUCAGUGCCCAUGAAACCUUCGGCGCUUACUUGAAGAACAUUGUUCUCUGUCCUGCCCGCACUCUUCGUGCUGUCCUCGAAUCUGAUGUUGGCGAGAACGACGGCAUCGUGGUAGAUAACUCCUUUAUCAGAUCUGGUAGGUUCAGCGAGCUGAUGCAACAAGCCUUGUCCAACAUCAAGCAGCAUUCUGACUCGAUUGCCAUCGGUGUGCACGAGGACUAUUAUCUGGAACGAUAUUGUCGCCAUGACUGCCCGAUGAUUCCAAAACGAAAACUGUUCUAUGGUGAGAAAGACUUCUAUGAGACUGCCAAAUUCGGAACUGUCCUCGAAAUGCCCGAAGCACUCGAGCUUCUCUUUGCAGAGAUGCGCGCGGCUUCAAUCAGCAUUAACGGUCUUGGAGUCGACUUGGCCCGUCACUCUUGCUAUGACGCGGAAGGCGAGACACAAAAGGCGAUCGGGAAGCUU